AUGGGGAACGACCGCGAACUUCUCGCUAGUUUACUACGCCAUCUCUCAACCACCUUCAAGAUCCGUGAUCUGGGAACCCCGAUUUUUUUCCUUGGCAUUGAAACAAUCCCAGUAGAGGGUGGUCUCCUCCUCUCUCAACGCCGCUAUAUGGACGAUAUCUUAAACCAGGCCGGUAUGACUGAUUGUAAGCCGCUAUCUACUCCUGCAACACUCACUCAGGCCACGUCUCUGCCGACUGAGCUCUUCAAGAAUCCCACUCAGUAUCGUCGGCUCGCCGGGGCCUUCCAGUAUCUCACCAUAACGCGGCCUGAUAUUUCAUAUGCAGUUAAUCGGCUUUGUCAGUUUAUGCAUGCUCCAACCGAUGAGCACUGGGGUUUCUUAAAAAGAGUCUUACGAUAUGUAAAGGGUACGUUGUCUCAUGGUCUACGCAUGUCUUCAUCACCGUCUUUGGACAUUCACGCCUAUUCAGACUCUGACUGGGCAACCGUCGACAAGAAAUCGACUAGUGGAUAA
This is a messenger RNA of Ipomoea nil (Japanese morning glory), 513 nucleotides long. RefSeq lists its product as uncharacterized. The transcript has a single exon. NCBI's taxonomy places the organism in Eukaryota, Viridiplantae, Streptophyta, Magnoliopsida, Solanales, Convolvulaceae. Bases 1 to 513 code for a protein of 170 amino acids. The record is from RefSeq and is a predicted model, not a curated record.